CGCCACCGUACCGCGCCCAGCGCCAGCAAAACUCUCGGCCAGCGUCAAAGCACUCCGAGUCACAGGACCGCGCUGACUUGCUUCUCUCGCUCGCUGCAGCCUCGGAGCCCGGUUUUUCUCUCUCUCUCUCUCUCUCUCUCUCUCUCUCUCUCUCUCUCACUUGUUCAGUCAGUCUCUCUCUCUCAAUCUCGCGCUCAGCAGCAGCAGCCGACGAUCUCAUCUGUGUACUCUCCCGCGGACUAUGUGUGCACGAGUGAGGAGGGACAGCGAGCUGUAGGAUGCCGAGCGAUCGUUACAAUGUAGUGCGCGCUACAGUGCGGUGGUGUUUUCGUUGUUGACCAGCUCGCGCGAUAUCGGCCGAACUCGAGCAGUACGAGGAGACAGUACACGCGGUAAGGAUGUGCAGCACAGAGAUGACGGAGGCCAGCGCGUACACGAUGUCGCCGUCGACCGCCUCGUCCAGCGGGACGAACGUGGGCUCGCCGCGACAGCCCCAGCCGGCGAACAGCCUGACCUCGCCCCGGCCGCACCAGCAGGAGCACGACGACGAGGACGAAAUCUCGGUCGGCUGCCCGAGUCCUCUGCCCCUCGUCGUCUCCAGCAGCGUCGUCGCCGCGACGGUGCUGGCCCACCAGGACGACGAGCAGCAGCAGCAGCGCGAGGACUACAGCGACAGGCUGAGUCCCCUGCGCCGCUCGUCCUACUCGGAGCCCGGCCUCGACGACGAGGACGACGCCGGCAGGUACGAGGAGAGUUACAGGCGAGGCCUGACCUCGCUCCGCGACGACGACGAGAACGACUGCCGACGCGGCUCCGCGGCCCACGGCGACGACUACUUCAAGCCGCUCAAGAGGCUCAAGAUGGUACAGCAGGCUCAGCAGCAGGCGCAGCAGCAGGCCCAGCAGCAGUCGGACGAGGAGGAGGAGACCAGCCGGGAGGCUGCCGCGACGGAGCGCGGAGUCAAGUCGUUCAGCAUCUUGGACAUCCUGUCGCACAGGCCCAAGGCGAAGAUCGUCCGGCCGUGGGACACGACGGAGAGCAGCCUCGCGCAGCAGCAGCACAGGCACCAGCAGCACCAGCAGCACCAGCACCACUCGGCCGGCGCGCGGGACCUCUCGCUGAUGGGCAUGUCGCUGGCCUCGAUCUCGGGCUCGAUAAGCGAGCCGCCGCUCAGCAGUUCCUCGUCCUCGGGCCGCAGCUCCGUCUCGGACUCGGGCAGUCCGGACCCGCUGGUGCACCACCACCAUCACCACCACCACGCUAUGCACCACCACGGGCUCCACUCGGCUAUGGGGCACCCGGGCAUGCAGGCUCAACAGCAGCAGCAGCAGCUCAAGAGGAAGGGCCAGCAGCAGCAGGCCGGGCACAACGGCAAGCGAACGCCCGGACAGGGCAGUCCGCUGGACGCGCUCUUCCAGAUGACCAGCAAGACCUUCGACGCCGGCGAGCACAGUCAAGAGCAAGCGAAUCACCUGAACCUGUUCAACAACCGGCAGCAGCCGAAGAAGAAACGAAAGAGCAGGACGGCCUUCACGAACCAGCAGAUCUUCGAGCUGGAGAAGCGGUUCCUCUACCAGAAGUACCUGUCGCCGGCGGACCGCGACGAGAUCGCCGCUCAGCUGGGCCUGAGCAACGCUCAGGUGAUCACGUGGUUCCAGAACCGUCGGGCGAAGCUCAAGCGAGACAUGGAGGAGCUAAAGAAGGACGUGCAGACGGUCAACCCGCUGCUCGUCGCCCAGCACCACAAGACCUUCCUCGAGAACGUCCAGGACCUCGGGAUGCUGAAGAAGAGACCGCUGCCCAGUUCCAUGGACGACAAGUCCUAAUUUUACCGUCUAUAACUACGUUGGUGUUAUGUUUGUCGAAAGUCUGAGUUGUUGAUGCGAGUCAUGUGCUCAUGAUUAUAGCUAUACUCUCGUUAGGUGUCGCACACGUCGUGUAUUUAUGAAUUUUGUAAAUUCUUUCUCGAGGCCAGAGCGAGGGACUACGGAGCAGAGUAUUACCUCUGGGUAUUAUGUGGGCCGUCGCCGACCGGGGAAACACAUUCCUAUAUGUAGAUCGCGAGAGAAUCCCUCCGACGGCGGCGGAACGCGCAACACUGACUCUUACCAAUAGUUUCUACGUAGGCGCAUCAGGGCUCGACUGUGUGUGUGCGUGUGCGUAUAUAGUUUCUCCUCUUUGUAAAUAUAUGCUGAGUCGUCGUCGUCGUCUCCUUCUAGUGUUCGAUGUUUCAUGUGCGAGCGAAUCCGCCUGCAUCGAGAGAGCCACUACUUCAUUUUCAUAUUCUGCCACAUCCCCCUCUGCAGCUACUCAUCUCUCUCUACCGGUUAUAAAUAUAUAUACUUGUAUGUGUAUCAUAGUGUAAUUAUAAAGUCGCUGUCCACUACGUCGAGGAUAAUAAAUUAUUAACGAAAAAUCCUAGUGUGUAAGUUCUACUGCGAUGAGUGUGAAAUGAAAAAAAAAAAUAACGAUUAACAAAAAAAAAACACGCGGAACAGCCGUCCGGUUUGGCUGAUGUUGUUUUUUUUCUGUAAAUAGACUUUGUAAAUAUACAAUAGAGGUACAAAGUACAUAUCCUUCAAUGUCCAGUAAGUUCUCGAAAGGAAGCCGCAUCAUUCUCAUUGCGCCUAGGCAAAUUAAACUAGAGGAUAUCAUUGUAUUCAGACGAAGAAAAUAGAAAAUAAACAAUAUGUGUUGUGUACAACGGACAUAGAGGCCGCGCGCAUCUAAGUGAUAUACGAUAUUACGCGGGCACUGCAAUAUAAUUCCCCCCUUCAAUUGUCAGUUUAACUAGGGAGCUUUACGAUUUUCUAAGAUAUGUACAUUUCAAUCUGCGGACUAAAGUAUAAUGUGUAUAGUGACCCUAAAUAAAUGGGAACAUCAUCUUAAACGAUACGA
Nasonia vitripennis (jewel wasp) is the source of this 2898-nucleotide messenger RNA. Its product is annotated as homeobox protein B-H2. Gene Ontology annotation, biological process: regulation of DNA-templated transcription. Lineage: Eukaryota; Metazoa; Arthropoda; Insecta; Hymenoptera; Pteromalidae. Gene Ontology annotation, molecular function: DNA-binding transcription factor activity, RNA polymerase II-specific; DNA binding. The record is from RefSeq and is a predicted model, not a curated record. The coding region runs from base 399 to 1826 and encodes 475 amino acids. The transcript is spliced from 2 exons.